Molecule: messenger RNA, 3090 nt
Organism: Eimeria mitis
Lineage: Eukaryota; Apicomplexa; Conoidasida; Eucoccidiorida; Eimeriidae
Biological process (GO): regulation of transcription by RNA polymerase II
Cellular component (GO): nucleus
Molecular function (GO): transcription cis-regulatory region binding
Source: RefSeq, a predicted model, not a curated record
AUGAUGUUCAGGGGGAGGUCUCCUGGAGUUGUGUUGGCAAACCGGCGAAGAAUAUUCGGCUUGCUGAGCAGCCUUGAGGAGACGGAGAUUUCAAUGGUGCUGGCGGUGUUGUCGCUGCGGCUGCUGCGCCUGACUCCCCGUGUCAGUGACCCUGUUGCUGCUUCACGAGAAGAAGAUAUAAGGGCUUCAACUCCUCUAGAGGGUAUGGAUAAGGAGCGGGCACUUGUCUCCUUCAUUCGUUGGCAAUACCGCAGAGCAAAGAGCUUGGGAGACGCUGCCUCUUGGGCUGCAGCUGCUGGUACUGCUGCUACUACUGCUGCCGCUGCAGCAGCUGCUGCUGCUGUUGACUCCAAGUGCGACGAGGCGGCGGAGGAGCCCCCAGUCUAUGUGACCCUAUCAGAUCAGCUGCUGGGGCCAUCUUCAUCAACUCAGCUGCACGGGCUUCUCAAGUCGCUGCAGCAUCUGGUUCAGAUGCAGCAACACACAUUGAGGCCAGCAGCUCCUUUCCUGGUGUUUCUCUUUGGCGAGAUUCUCCAACAACUUGUCUCUGUGAAGCCUGAAGACAACUGCGUCACCACCGGGGUGCGGGAGAUUGUAAGAGAGGAAACAGAUAAGCCGGAUGCUGAAGAACAGCAAACAGAGAGGGAGAGAGCGUUGGAUGAAGCUGAUGACACCACUGAACUCAUACCAGGGGAGCGGAGAGGCGAGGUGGCUAGUGCUGCAAUCAAUGCAAGACACAGAAAACACUGCAUUCGAAUCGCGAUUGACGCGCUGCAUCGGCUCUUCAACGCCUUUCCGGACUUUGUUGGGGCGUGGAUAAUGCUGCUGGCUCCAGCAGCAAAUGCGCUGCAGCUGCUUCUUGCAACAGCGGUAGAGACGGGGGCAACGGGCUCUUCAGGGGAUAUCAAGGGGGGCAGCAAGUGCCCUGCAGUUGUGCGUUUCGUUGCUUCCUGGGCAUCAAACGCGGAUUACUUUGUGUUGUACGAACAACUGCUCCCCAAGGCCCUCCCGUGUCUCCUUGGGGCUAUAGGGUCUGACCCGCUGCUGCGGUUCCUGCAGCGCAGCAAGAGAAACACGACGCCUUUGCUGGAGGUGGCGAUAGAGACGGCUUUGCUGCUAUCGUUUGGAGGCCGCACGAAGGAGCAGCAGGAGGAAGAAUUGCGGCUGUCUCGGCGCGAAUUCAAUGCUAUGAAACAUGUAAAUGAGAGGAGACGCCGACGCACGGGCUAUCAAUCGUCUUCUUCUGAUGACAGCGACGAAGAGGAGCAGAACGAACAAGAAAAGGGGUUUAUAGAGAGCGACAAGACAGGGUCUCUGAAAACCUUUAAAGAGGCUUACGAGGCCUUGCAAAGACAACAACAGCUUCAACAAGAACGAGGGAUACAAGUAUUGCUUCCUCACUUAAGCAUUUUGCUGCACGGCAUGGAGUUGCUGCUAACUGCAAGAAGAGGCGCGACUGCCCGCAAGCAACAUGAAGAGCAGCCAGCAACCCAGCAACAACAAAAACAACUGCAACAACAGCAGCAGCAACAACCCCUCGCUGCCUCUGAAGGGGCCACUGCUCCGCCUCUGCAGGACCCAGCGCAACCCCAGCCCCUAACGCAGCGGAGAGAGAGACUACUCCUUGUGGGAUUCAAAGAGCUGCAGCUUCUCACCCGCCUUGCUGCUUAUGCAUGCGCGGACAAGGGCCUACAGCAAGCCUCGUCUGUGAGUAAAGUUUCUGCUUCUGAUGAACUUGCAAUUCCAACGACAGCAAAGCUGGUUCGCCUGCUGCUUCUUUCCUUGCCUCUACGCGUUCGAUCGGGGGGUGCAGCAGCGCGGCAGCAGCUGACACUUGCGGCUAUACAGGGGCUGUUACCGUCUGUUGCUAGCUGGAGGCGGUCUAUAGCGUCUACCUCUGACGCAGGAAGUGGUACGAUGCAGCUCCGUGGCCUGUUGCGGGGACUGUAUGAGGCAUGCUGCGGUUUACUUGAGUGUGCAGAAGACCUGCAGUGCCGCGCUGCUACAGCUGAAGUGCUGCUGGCAACAGAACUCGCUGCAUGCGGAUGCGAACUGCCUGAGGCUGUUCUCUCGACACAGAUCCGUGACUUUGCAAUGAAGGAGCUGAGUACUUACCGACGUGCUGAGGAAGAGGGCGAAGAUGCAUCACGAACAUCUGCUGUAUCCUGGUUAACUCCUGGGGGACAUCUCUGUAAUAGUCUCUUACAGAAUGCCCUGCCUUCUCUCCUAGAAGAGAGCAGCGGCAGCAGCGGCAGCAGCACAGCGGCUCCACCCAGCAGUAGGGCACUGACACGGGCAGCCACGUGGCGUGUCAGCGUCGCCCUCGUGAUGGUCUGUGCAAACCUCCUGAAGGGGGGGGCCUACGGUGCCCCGGAGGAUCAGAGGCCAGAUGUAGACAUGCAGAUGUUAGUAUUGCUGACGGUGGUGGAGAACUACCUAACUCCUCCUGCCCUGGCCGGAUAUACUGCUAAUGCAUCUGAGGAGCAGCAGGAGUUCUCAGCAGCAGGGGCGAAGAAGGAUGAAGACGCAGAUGCAAAAGAGAGGAUGCACGAGCAACAGAAAGAAGCAGCAGAUACACCGCAAGGGGUGCAAAAGAGUGCUGAAGCGGAACCGCUGCAGGCACAAGGAUCCCCGAUGCCUCCUGCGCCUCGCUUACACCUCCCUGCCUCCGCGUUCGAGCCCGUAGUGCAACACAUGCUGUACCUUCUCUCUGAGUGCUCCGACGACCUCACGCUGCAGCACGUGGCUCUGACAAUCGUCCGCAAGGCAGCUGUGGCUCUAGGUGCAGCGGCUUCUGCAGCAGCAACGCGGCGAACAGCAGCGCAGUUUGCUGCAUAUCAGCAGCCGCAACAGCAGCAGGAGCUGCAGCAGGACGAGGAACAGGAAGAGUCUGAUUGGGGCUUUGCUGUGGCAAUGCAGCGACUCAUCAUGAAAUCCAUCAUUCCGCACCUCCACCGUCUCAUGCGCAGCGUCAAGGAAGAUUCUCAGCGGAUGGCGUUGAGAGCGCUGGAUGCACUUGUGAGGACGCUGGGGCCAGCAGGCCCUCUACUCCCACCGCCUCGUGCUGCUGCGCGCUGGAUGCACUUGUGA